ACGCGACAAAUGUCCACAGCAGCGCGCAGUCCUCGCUCCUGUACUCCCCCUCUCCGAAAAGGGUGGUAUGUCGAGGAUGUUGAUUCGGAAGAAGAUGUACAGGGCGAACCACAACGUUCGGGAAACGCGUCUACACCUCGCAGCAAGCGACCCGCACGGUCGCAACUUCGGCGUAGAAAACGCCGCAGAAAGAUCUCGUCGGAAACAUCUUCGGUCUCAACGGCCGUGCGUAGACGGGUCGACGAUGCUCUCAGGCAGAUCCGAGUGCUGCCGAUCGAGGCAACUACCCCGACCUGCGCUGUGACGCUAGCUUGCCCAGACGCGUCAACCUUAUAUCUGGAACCUGAUACACCAUGCUCAGUUUUGGACAAGCUGGCUUGGGCAUGGAACAAGGACAGGGGAUCUCUCAAGGUCAACCUCGACAUACAGAAGAACGAGCAUCCUCUGAAUACAGUCAUCAGCCGCUACCUCAAUCAAACCGACUGCAGCAAGUGUAGCAGGUGGCUCUUGUGUCCCGACGACCCGGACCUCCUCCUUGACAUGUAUCUCCGCUAUUUGGACAGCGAUAUAUUGUCACCCCCAGUUUCAAAUCCUAACGUGCGCUGCGAUCCGAACGAGCUUUACCGUGAGAGCAAUGUCGUGGACUUCAAGUAUCGUCUCCUCCCACUCCCCUUCACGAGGCAGUCAGAGUCUAUCCACGGGCUUGCUCCCCCCGUCUCGGAGUCCGCCCCCCAGGCGCAGGUGUCACUGACUGGCCAUCCUUUCGCAAAAGCCCCAGCUAUCCAAGAUUUACCGGCAAUCAUUCUUCCCAUUCCCUACCAUUUCGUCAUCUACGACACAGGCAAAAAGCUAGAGAGCAUCUACGGGGCUACACGACCAACGCUGAAUCGCGUGGUGGAAGUUUUCCACGUCCAUAUAGCGCUGGCCGCCAUUGACGAUGCACGGGAAGGUCAAGGUGGCUCUGGCGAACCUUCUGGUCAUGACGAGAGCGGCGGCCAGAGUGCUCUGGACGAUACCUACGGCCUUUGUGACAAGAGCAUCCCCUCGACGAACGACACCGGGCUAGCAUCAAGUAGCGCAGGUGGCGUUGGCCACUCCCCGCUAUCGCUAUCGCCAGCCCUGAGACCAAGCGACUUUGCAUCGUGUCGCGACGUCGCAGAGGGCCAAGGGGAGAAUGGCGGAGACAUGCAUGCGUGCGAGAAGGGGGAUGCGCAAGCGGGGGUGGACGAGGAGGCCCAGGAGUGUGGGGAAGGGGCCUCGGACGAGGAGUGGGAGGAUCAGGAAUAUGGCGAGUAUCUGAAGGCAUGGGCAGAGGACGUUUGGAAGGCAACUCGGGAGGUCUCUUCGCGCGCAGCAGGUCUUACCUGCGCGCACGUAGAGCACUGAUAAGCACAGCGA
This is a messenger RNA of Schizophyllum commune H4-8, 1398 nucleotides long. RefSeq lists its product as uncharacterized. The transcript is spliced from 5 exons. NCBI's taxonomy places the organism in Eukaryota, Fungi, Basidiomycota, Agaricomycetes, Agaricales, Schizophyllaceae. The coding region runs from base 10 to 1386 and encodes 458 amino acids. The record is from RefSeq and is a predicted model, not a curated record.